AAAUUCAUCCUCACUCACCGACUCUCGUCACUUGUAUUUUGCAUUGUAACCUAGAAUUAACCCGUCUUUCUCUUUGUAUUUUGAAGAGGAGAGAAUAUUUCUACCUUUGAGAAAGGACCAUUCCUCUAUUUAUUAAGAAUGAGUGACAACAGUGCUGGAGGUGACUCUAAUGCAGGUAAUGACAGUGGUACCGGUGGUAACACACAGGCUAAUGGAGGAACACAACGACCAAAUACAGUCUUGAAUUUCAUGCUGUCCAACAAAGUUGAAGCAGCCCUAUGGCUGACAAGAAUAUUUACAGUUGUCUGUAGUUUUCUCUUCAUUUUUCCAAUCCUUGGAGGAAAUCCAUACGGCUUUUACCAGAGGGCGCUGAUCAGCAAUGCGGCGACCAGUGCGCUGCGACUUCACCAACGACUGCCUCACUUCCAGCUGAGUCGGGAGUUCUUCGGCCUGUUGUUCCUGGAGGACAGCUGUCAUUAUCUCAUGUUCUCUCUUAUUUUCAUGAACGGUUACCCCAUCACAAUGGCUGUCAUUCCAGUGUUCCUGUUUGCUCUCCUACAUGCUUGUAACUACACCAAAAAUAUACUUAAUGUGAUGGGACCAGAUUCCUUACAGUUUAUACGUAAAUUGAUUGACAAACUUCAACUCCAACAAAUCAACAUACUGCGAUUCAUCGCGUGCACAGAAAUCUUCAUCAUGCCAGCAAUCAUAUUCAUGAUGUUUGCAGGAAAGUGUAGCUUUUUUCUACCCUUUGUAUACUACAAAUUUUUAUCCCUGAGAUACACCUCCAGAAGAAAUCCAUACUGCAGGACAUUAUUCACGGAGAUGAGAAUGACCGUUGAACACUUCACUGCCACGCCCAGCUGCCCGGGGAUCAUCAGGACCGCCUGUCUGAAGGCCAUAGCAUUCAUCUCCCGCUUGUCCCCCCCAAUCCCUCAGUGACCCCUCACUGACCCCUAGUCAUUGUCUGUGUGUCUGUGGUGAAUUGUGCCGAUUGUGAUACAGAGAGACUGCAGGUUGAUGUGUGGAGAAGAUCUCAAUGUUAUAAAACAGAAAAACAUCUUAGUGUUCUAAAUUUUAUUUUACUCAGAGGCAUUGAUUUAAUGCAGAUUUGACUGUAGUGUCAGUAUGUUUAUAGGUCACUUUUGGUAGCCUUGGUUCUUAUAUUACAACUGAUGAACAGUUCAACACUGUCUUUUUCAAUGACAAAAAAAAUGAAAAAUAAUAAUGGGUAGUUUAUAUUUAAACAGUAAAUUAUUGCAUGGCUGAAAUGAAAUUUCAUAUAAAAUUUACUUUAUUUUGGUGUCAGAGUAUUUCCUGUGAUGAAUUUUUAAAAUACACGUAUAUUGAGGUAGUGUUGGCAUCCAAAAUAUAUUUGUUUGCAUCCCAUUUUAGGACCAAAUUUUCAUGUAAACUGUCAUAAAAUGCAUAUCAAAAUUAGAUUGAAAUUGAAAGUAAAAAAAUUCAUACUUGAAUAGUGUGGGAUGCCAAUUUGCUUGUAUUAAUGAUUAUAUAAAUUUUAUUAUAAAUUUUAUAAUAAUUAAUAUUAGAGUAAUCUAAACUUGUGGAAACAUUUCUGUCUUGUUUCUUUAAUUUUUUUUCAUCUCUUUGUAAGGUAAUUUUCUAUGUGUGUGAUUUUUUUAUUUUCAAUAAAACAUAAAAAAAAUAUUUUCUGGAUU
This is a messenger RNA of Magallana angulata, 1679 nucleotides long. RefSeq names its product transmembrane protein 33-like. Gene Ontology annotation, cellular component: endoplasmic reticulum; membrane. The transcript has 8 exons. The record is from RefSeq and is a predicted model, not a curated record. Bases 139 to 942 code for a protein of 267 amino acids. Gene Ontology annotation, biological process: endoplasmic reticulum tubular network organization; membrane organization. Lineage: Eukaryota; Metazoa; Mollusca; Bivalvia; Ostreida; Ostreidae.